Messenger RNA from Melitaea cinxia (Glanville fritillary), 1065 nucleotides. RefSeq names its product transcription factor hamlet-like. Gene Ontology annotation, biological process: regulation of transcription by RNA polymerase II. NCBI's taxonomy places the organism in Eukaryota, Metazoa, Arthropoda, Insecta, Lepidoptera, Nymphalidae. Gene Ontology annotation, cellular component: nucleus. Gene Ontology annotation, molecular function: RNA polymerase II cis-regulatory region sequence-specific DNA binding; DNA-binding transcription activator activity, RNA polymerase II-specific. The coding region runs from base 1 to 774 and encodes 257 amino acids. The record is from RefSeq and is a predicted model, not a curated record. The transcript has a single exon.
AUGAGCGCGUGCGCGGCGGCCGCCAUGCGCGAAAAGCACGCGGCGCCGCGCCGCCUCGCCUCACCGCCGUCCUCGCCCCUCGAGCGACAUCCAAGCCCUCUCGGCUCUCCUCGUGCUGACGAACCUCUCGACCUUAGAGUCACGCAUAAGCGUCCGCAACGAUUAGAAGAUGAAAACUGCAAUCUCAUCGUCCCCUCGCCGCCUCCUCACCCAACACACCCGGCUCAUCCAGCACAUCCAGCACUGCUACAAUUCUGCCGGCGGUUGCCUCUAGCUCUGCCAGCGUCUUUCGGCCGCUAUCCAUUCCUACCCGCAGCAGCAGCAACUCUCCUCGCACCCGGAGCUCCAAGAGCGCCUCCAGUUCCCCAAAACCCUGGAGUUAACCGAGCACGUGACCGUUACACAUGCUCCUAUUGUGGAAAAGCGUUCCCACGAAGUGCGAACUUGACAAGACAUUUACGGACACACACAGGCGAACAACCUUACCGUUGUAAAUACUGUGAACGAUCCUUCUCGAUAUCUUCAAACCUGCAAAGACAUGUGCGAAAUAUUCAUAAUAAGGAACGGCCGUUUCGAUGUCGUCAUUGCGACCGUUGUUUUGGACAGCAAACAAAUCUAGACAGGCACUUAAAGAAACAUGAAGCAGAAAAUGGAGAUGAUAGCCGUCGAAGAUCUCCAGAGGAGACCUACUUCGAAGAGAUUAGGUCGUUCAUGGGGCGCGUGGCUCCGAAUCGCCGAGCCGCUACAGCUGCUAGUGUGACGGACCAUACCUGAUAGUGACUCAAGAAAUAUUCCAUUGUACAAUAAUCUGGUCGAUACAUCCAAAUGACUGUUAUUUGUAAUUACAACUGUUCGUCAUUACCUGCUCGUAUGUGAGUUGAUGCUUGAUCAUUUGUGAGUUGCGCUGAAAAAUAAGACUUUUGAAGAUUUUACAAAAACAUUAAAAUAUGAUAUGUUUUUUGUUUCACUUUUUACAUUUAUGAUCAAUACGUAUUGUAUUCGAUAUUCCUAAUCGUUACCGAAUUUUCUUAUCUCACAAAAUGACGAAAUGAAAUGCAAAGAAAU